AUGCCUGUAGUUGUAUUACCAACUAUCCCAGGACACGCUAACCCUGAGCCCGGUCUGGGUAGUAAUGCGUCAGGACAGCAGUCUGCUGCAGCAAGCGAAACCGUGUAUCACAUUGUGAUCUACUUCCCGCCACACGAUCCGCUUACCUUGAACGGCGUAUGGCGAGUGAACUGCACCAAGAUCCUGUCCUCUUCGUCCAGGAAAGUUUUCCGCGGCAUCGGAGCUAUCACGCUAAUUUGA
Molecule: messenger RNA, 240 nt
Organism: Phytophthora nicotianae INRA-310
Lineage: Eukaryota; Oomycota; Peronosporomycetes; Peronosporales; Peronosporaceae
Exons: 3
Coding region: 1-240 (79 amino acids)
Source: RefSeq, a predicted model, not a curated record